AUGACUUUUUCAGAAGAACCCAUAAAAGUUUCCCACAAAGUUGAGUCCAUAGCCGUAAUUGGUGGAGGUGCAUCUGCAGCCAUCACCCUGCAGACCCUGCACGAAGAGAAGGCUUUUGAAAAGAUCAAGGUGUUCGAGAAACGCGCACAACUCGGUGGAAACUGGUUUCUUGCUCCAGACAAAAAAAAGAGAGUGCCUAUUGUCUCGGCAGGUGCUAGCAGCGCUGAGUUGGAGCCACCUUCGGGUAUUCCUGAAGAGCUGGUGAAUGGGUCAGUAGAGACUAUUGUUCUGCCCCGAGUACCUAAGGAGAGGUUCGACGAGACAGGAUGCUACCACAACAUGAAGACUAAUGUUGUUGAGAAGAUGAUGACUUUCUCGGACAGGAGAGAAUGGCCCAAAUUGCUAGAGCCAGUUGAAGCUGGUUUCACAGAUGCUCCCUCAGUCCAUGAAUAUCUUCUCGACAGAUUUUCCAAAUUCCCAGACUCUAUCCAGCUGGGCACCACCGUUGAGACCAUAAGAAAGAAGGACGGAAAAUUUGUGCUUUAUCUAAGACAAGAAACUGAUGAAGUUGACUCCAAGGGGAGACCGCUAGAUAAAUGGUGGGUCGAGACUUUUGAUGCCAUCGUUUUGGCUUCCGGAGAAUUCAGGAUUCCCUUCAUUCCUUCCUAUCCAGGUAUAAAGGAGGCCCAGGAUGCAUUCCCCGAGAGAUUUACUCAUUCAAAGUUCUACGAUGGUCCUCAAAUUUUCAAAGAUAAGGUUGUUUUGAUCGUCGGCUCUAGGAUCUCAGCAAAUGACUUGGUCACCUAUGCUGUUCCUGAGGCUGCUGAAGUGUACAAUUCCAGAAGGUCUUAUCAAGACUCCGAUAAGGAUUAUACAAAGACACACAGAAAGCCUGCCAUUGAGAAGUUUGUUCUGGUAGGCGGUGGUUUUGACGUCCAUUUCGUGGAUGGCUCGGUCCUGAAGAACCCAGACUUGAUUGCCUUUGCUACGGGCUACUCUCUAUCGUUCCCAUAUAUGAACGAUUUGCGUCCAAAUUUCACAACUGGCGUUUAUAUUCCAUCCUCUUUCCAACAAACCUUCCACACGUUUGAUCCGCUCAUCACCAGUGUGGGUGUUCACACCUCGGGUAUGUCUUUCCGUAUUUACGAGGCCCAGGCAACCACUAUCGCAAGGUUCUACGCUGGAAAAAUCUCUCUUCCUUCGGAGAAAGAGCAAGAAGAGUGGAAAUCUGCCAGAUUGAAAAUACACGGUCCAACCAGGAAAUUCCACGAUCUCGACUUUACCGAAGGCCCAGUGCUUUUCAGCAGUUUAAUAGAGAUAGGAGGAGGUAAGGAAAAUCCAACAGGUGUGGGAAGGAGCUACGCUCCUCUCGAUGAAAAUGAUAGGAAACUGCUCAAGGAGUCUGAAAUUAGAAUCGUGAACUUGCUGGCUUAG
Molecule: messenger RNA, 1434 nt
Organism: Kuraishia capsulata CBS 1993
Lineage: Eukaryota; Fungi; Ascomycota; Pichiomycetes; Pichiales; Pichiaceae
Exons: 1
Coding region: 1-1434 (477 amino acids)
Molecular function (GO): flavin adenine dinucleotide binding; NADP binding; N,N-dimethylaniline monooxygenase activity
Source: RefSeq, a predicted model, not a curated record